Messenger RNA from Crotalus tigris (Tiger rattlesnake), 1331 nucleotides. RefSeq names its product collectin subfamily member 11 (gene COLEC11). The coding region runs from base 480 to 1313 and encodes 277 amino acids. The record is from RefSeq and is a predicted model, not a curated record. Lineage: Eukaryota; Metazoa; Chordata; Lepidosauria; Squamata; Viperidae. The transcript has 7 exons.
CAUGCUCAAAACCCAAGCAAGGACUUAGGAAGACCUUUGCUCUACUAGGAUCCUAUUCACAUGGCCGCUAUCAGAGACUAGACAUGAAAGAGUUAACAAAGGGGCUUCUUUUCAUGGGAAGGCGAGAGGAGCAAAAAGAGAAGUGUCCUACAUUCCCAAAAAUGUGCCCUGCCAAAAGCAGUCGUUUAUAUCAUGGGUCGUUGCCGCAGUUCCCACACAUUUUGCUCCUAAUUAACGUCCUGCUGGACAGCUGAGCUGUUUCAAACAGGAAGCUGUUUAUAGAUAACGCUUGCAAACAGUUGGGCCUGAUUUGCUGAAUGUCGAAGAGCAGGAGUUGAGCCCGCUUCAAAUUAAAACCUAUCGGACUUUUGUAAAUAGUAGCAAUGAGGUCCAUCUGUGGUGCCGUGCCCUUUCAGUCAGCAGCCCAGCUACAACGCCUCUUCUCUCAGCAAAUCUAAGGAGUAAGGGACAAGCUCAUUAUGAAGAGUGAUCUGGUUUUCUUUGUCUCUGUAAUUAGCCUUGCAUUCCUGUCUCUGCCAAGAUCUGGAUAUGCUCAGCAUAUUGCAGAGGAAUCCUGCUCUGUUCAGAUUCUGGUUCCAGGCCUCAAAGGGGAAAAUGGAGAAAAGGGGGAAAAAGGUGCUCCAGGCCGCCCUGGACGAGUUGGACCUCCAGGGGAAAAAGGAGAAGUGGGAGACAAAGGGGAGAGAGGUAGCAUGGGGCGACAUGGAAAAGUUGGUCCCAUAGGCUCAAAAGGACAAAAAGGAGAUAAUGGAGAUAUAGGUCCACCUGGUCCUAAUGGAGAUCCAGGUAUUCCUUGUGAAUGUGGCCAACUACGAACAGCCAUUGGUAAAAUGGAUAAUCAAGUGACCCUGCUGACAACAGAGCUGAAGUUCAUUAAAAAAGCACUGCCCUCCUCCGCAGCUGUUGCUGGUGUGCGCGAGACAGAUAAUAAGACAUACCUGCUGGUGAAAGAACAGAAGCGAUAUGUGGACGCCCAGCUGUACUGCCAAGGAAGAGGAGGGAUCCUGAGCAUGCCCAAGGAUGAAGCCACCAACAAUCUCAUUGCUUCCUACAUCAAUCAAGCUGGCCUCAGUCGAGUUUUCAUUGGCAUUAAUGACCUUGAGAAGGAAGGCAGCUUUGUCUACUCUGACCGAUCCCCUAUGCAGACCUUCAACAAGUGGAGCACUGGUGAACCAAAUAAUGCUUAUGAUGAGGAGGACUGUGUAGAAAUGAUCACCUCUGGGGGAUGGAAUGAUGUGGCUUGUCACAUUACAAUGAAUUUUGUAUGCGAAUUUGACAAAGAAAAUGUUUAAUAAAGUUUCCCCCUGCUA